AAGGCAAACAGCUGAAAUUUCACUCAAAGUGGAAUUGCAAGUGUCUGGAUUUGGGGAAUAAAAGUCUCGUUUGCUCGGUGCUGGUGAAUAAAUGGUGAUUCAGGCUCUCGGACCAGGGUUUUGAAAUAAUGGCAGAAAAACCAAAUCUAGAGGGACAGCACUUAGCUGCAGAUGUUUUUGUCAUGAAAGAGAAACGCGUUCACCGCUCGAGCUGUGUGAAGUUUGGGACGCUGCUGGCCCUGGUGGUGGUUUUGCUUCUACUGGGUGCCUUUGGUGCUCACUAUUACUGGGAGCAGAGGGAGAGCAAGGUUUAUGACAUAUUUUAUCGAAUAAACAUCAAUGGUACUGUCAAAGAAAGUUUAAUGAAGGUUGAUGCAGUAAACAGCUUUGAAACCUUCACAACUGGAAAUGGGAGUGAAGAAUCUGUGGAAAUACAUGAUUUUAAAAGUGGACUGACAGGGAUAUGGUUCGCUGGAGGAGAAAAAUGCUACAUCAAAAGACAAAAUAAAAUGAUUCUUCCCAAUACUGCACCUAUCAAGAAUGAUGAAGAAUUGAUUAGUCUGCAAGAUGAAAUUAUGCCAGUGAAGUUUGAUGAAACUGUUGUUUGGGUGGCAGCUGAACAACCAAUUAAGGACCAACGUUUCCUGCUGAAUUCAAAAGUCCUGGAAGUGUGUGGAAAUCUUCCAAUUUAUUGGCUUCGUCCAUCAUAUUUGAAAGACCCAGGAUUUUAUGAUUUUGGAGAAGCAGAGAAAGCCGAAGAAGAUGAAUUCACUACACACUCAGACACCGAACCCAACAGAAAACGUCCAUCGCGUUCUGUGGAUGAUGAUGAUGAUGAUGAUGAUGAUGAUCUGAAUGACUAUACAGAAAAUGGACUUUACAUUGAUCCUUGGUAUGACCAGAAUGGAUUCUGUUGUGCUCUGUGUCGCCGUGGACAUCAAUAUUGCCAGCGAGUCUGUGAACCUCUUGGUGGCUAUAUGCCAUACCCUUACCACUACCGAGGCUGCCGCGUUAUCUGCCGGAUUAUUAUGCCAUGCAACUGGUGGGUUGCACGCAUCCUGGGGAGGGUAUAAAAUCAGUUCUCUGCAGUAAGUGUGUCAGCAGACGAUAGUGUCUAUUGCAGCCACUUUAGCUGCCCUGCCCUCCAAAUGCCUAGGUCUUUGAACCUGAUCACCAAAAGUGUUAAAAUUAUCAAUUAAAUGUUCUAAUAAAACAAGGAAUUCCAAUAUUUCACUUUCCUUUUAGAAUAUUGCAAGCAAGAUCAGACUUUGCACCUUUUGGACAUCAUUUUAUUCAGUUUCUGUAAGAA
Messenger RNA from Hemiscyllium ocellatum (epaulette shark), 1309 nucleotides. RefSeq names its product tenomodulin (gene tnmd). Gene Ontology annotation, biological process: negative regulation of angiogenesis; negative regulation of endothelial cell proliferation. The record is from RefSeq and is a predicted model, not a curated record. The transcript has 7 exons. Bases 129 to 1073 code for a protein of 314 amino acids. Lineage: Eukaryota; Metazoa; Chordata; Chondrichthyes; Orectolobiformes; Hemiscylliidae.